UCCUGACAGAUGUCACAAUCCUGAAUCGAAACUCAACCCCAACACAAGUGAAUAGAAACCAACGACUAUUAAACAUUAACUUUCCUGCUGGACAAAUUGAUCUCAUUCCCAGGUGGAACCAAAGCCUGUGCACAGUGAAGAAGAGAAUUAUGGCUUUGUAUCAAGUACGUCCCGGCGAUCUGGACACAUACAUUUACAAAUAUCUCCAACCUGAUGAAAGGUUUUUGAAACAAGUGGCUGAGACCAUUGACAAGAUUUGUACAUUCUUAAAGGAACAAUGUCCCUACAAAAUCAGUAAAGCUGUGAAGGGUGGAUCCCUUGGAAAAGGAACAGCUGUAAAAAAUGGCUCUGAUGCAGAUUUGGUUGUCUUUCUCAACAACUUCAAGAGUUUUGAAGACCAAACGGGAAACCGGACUGAAAUUUUGACAGACAUUCGUGGUCUGUUGUUGAAAUAUGAGAAAAACAUUGGACAUCAGAUCAAAAUGACACCGCCCAAAACAAAUCCUCGCUCCCUCAACUUCCAGUUUAAAUCCACAAGAUCGUCUGAUUUUGUUGAGGUCGAUGUUCUCCCUGCAUUUGAUGCCUUAGGUCAAGUAACAAGGACUCGUACUCAAGUCUAUGAAGCUCUCAUUGCAGCUGGAGAAAGUGGGGGGGAAUUCUCGCCAAGUUUCACCGAACUUCAGAGGGACUUUGUAAAAGAACGUCCUACUAAACUUAAAAGCCUUAUCCGACUUGUGAAGUAUUGGUAUACUGAGCAUGUCCAACGUCCAUAUAAACCCCAACUGAGAAGCGAUAAGGAUUUGCCACCGAAGUAUGCUCUGGAGCUGCUGACCAUCUAUGCAUGGGAGAGCGCUGAGAAGGGAGUAGAUUUCAGCACCGCGGAAGGAUUUCGCACCGUUCUGGAACUGAUUGUCCAGUACAAACACCUUUGCAUCUUUUGGACCACAAACUACAGCUUUAACUCUUCCCGCAUUGCCACAUUUCUGAAAAACAAACUUAAAGAACCAAAGCCAAUGAUCCUUGACCCCGCAGAUCCAACAGGUAAUGUUGCUGCAGCAGCGAGAUGGGAUCUAGUGGCAGCAGCGGCCAAGUGCUGUUUGCAGCAGAUCUGUGUGAAAGAUGUCAAAACCUGGAAUGUUAAGGUAAAAUAUUUGUUUUGUCAGGUUGGAGGCCAGUGACGAGUGGGGUGCCACAGGGAACUGUGUUGGGUCCACUGUUGUUUGUCAUGUACAUCAAUGAUCUGGAUGAUGGUGUGGUAAAUUGGAUUAGUAAGUAU
This is a messenger RNA of Leucoraja erinaceus (little skate), 1276 nucleotides long. Its product is annotated as 2'-5'-oligoadenylate synthase 3-like. Gene Ontology annotation, cellular component: nucleoplasm; cytosol; membrane. Gene Ontology annotation, biological process: negative regulation of viral genome replication; regulation of ribonuclease activity; defense response to virus. The record is from RefSeq and is a predicted model, not a curated record. Lineage: Eukaryota; Metazoa; Chordata; Chondrichthyes; Rajiformes; Rajidae. The coding region runs from base 150 to 1178 and encodes 342 amino acids. Gene Ontology annotation, molecular function: 2'-5'-oligoadenylate synthetase activity; double-stranded RNA binding. The transcript is spliced from 6 exons.